This is a messenger RNA of Solea solea (common sole), 3372 nucleotides long. It is a transcript of the gene mtmr2, whose product is annotated as myotubularin related protein 2. The record is from RefSeq and is a predicted model, not a curated record. Gene Ontology annotation, molecular function: phosphatidylinositol-3,5-bisphosphate 3-phosphatase activity. NCBI's taxonomy places the organism in Eukaryota, Metazoa, Chordata, Actinopteri, Pleuronectiformes, Soleidae. Gene Ontology annotation, biological process: dephosphorylation. Bases 180 to 2135 code for a protein of 651 amino acids. The transcript is spliced from 16 exons.
ACAGACGGGGAAUGGGGGAAUGGGAGGCUGCUGGGAAAAGAUGGCAGCUUCCGUUUGUUUGUGUGGAAUUACAGAGCUGUGAAGAAGGUGUAAACAUACUUUCCUCCGUUCAUAGACGGGUUUCAGUCGCUCAGUCGUGGUUUACACCGUCCGCUGAACAAACAUUUUCUUGGUAGAAGAUGGAGAAGAGCGGCAGCAUCGACAGUUUGGGCUCGAAACGCUCCUCCUCACGACAGCCGAGUGUUGAUUCAUUGUCCAGUACAUCGACUUCUCGCUCUGACCGCUCAGCCCAGGCCAAGCCACCCUCUGCCAUGUCCUCUGACUCUAUGUCCACCUCUGCAGAGUUUUCCCCAGAGCUCCGGGUCAGUAGCCUGCAUGUCAAACCCAAAACUGCAGUCAAACAGGUGCUUAGAGAUUCAGAAAAAGAGGAACCACAGUUGCUUCCAAAUGAAACUGUGCAAGACAUGGCCCAAGAUAUCACCUACUUCUGUCCUUUCACUGGAGCGGUGAGAGGGACAGUGAUGGUCACAAACUACAGGCUGUUUUUCAAAUCCACUGAUAGGGAACCAGCAUUUGUGCUGGACCUGCCUCUUGGGGUGGUUAGUCGUGUGGAGAAGAUUGGAGGUGCUUCAAGCCGCGGUGAUGUGUCCUAUGGUCUAGUUUGCAAGGAUAUGCGUAAUCUACGAUUUGCUCACAAACAGAUGGAGGACACACUCAGGAAGUCCAUUUUCGAAGUGCUGAUAAAAUUUGCAUUUCCUGUUUCCAAUGGGCUGCAAAUCUUUGCCUUUGAAUACGGGCAAGUUUUUCCCGAAAACGGGUGGAAGGUGUAUGACGCCAUCUCCGAGUACAAAAGACAGGGUAUACCCAACGAAAGCUGGAGGAUAACAAAAAUCAAUGAUCACUACGAGCUGUGUGACACCUACCCAUCAACUCUGGCGGUGCCCGUCAACAUACCAGACGAAGAGCUGAGGAGGGUAGCUGCCUUCCGAGCAAAGGGCAGAAUACCUGUUUUAUCAUGGAUCCAUCCUGAGAGCCAAGCCACAGUGACGCGCUGCAGUCAGCCCAUGGUUGGGGUAAACGGGAAGCGCAGCAAAGAAGAUGAGAAAUACCUCCAGGCAAUCAUGGAUGCAAAUGCCCAGUCCCAUAAAUUGUUCAUUUUUGAUGUCAGGCCCUGUGUCAACGCUGCUGCCAACAAGAAGAACGGUGGUGGAUAUGAAAGUGAGGACGCUUAUCAAAAUGCAGAGCUGGUAUUCUUGGAUAUUCACAAUAUUCAUGUGAUGAGGGAGUCGCUCCGCAAGCUGAAGGACGUGGUCUAUCCUAACAUCGAGGACUCCCAUUGGCUCUCCAAUCUGGAAUCCACUCACUGGCUUGAGCACAUCAAGCUGAUCCUGGCAGGAGCGCUGCGGAUUGCAGACAAGGUAGAGUCUGGGAAAACUUCCGUGGUGGUUCACUGUAGCGAUGGCUGGGACCGUACAGCCCAACUCACCUCCUUGGCCAUGCUCAUGCUGGACAGUCACUACCGCACAAUUCGCGGCUUCGAGGUGCUCCUGGAGAAAGAGUGGCUGAGCUUCGGUCACCGCUUCCAACUGCGAAUUGGUCAUGGUGAUAAAAACCACACAGAUGCAGACCGCUCACCUGUUUUUAUUCAAUUUGUUGACUGCGUUUGGCAGCUGACUCGUCAGUUUCCUGCAGCCUUUGAGUUCAACGAAUACUUCCUGGUUACCAUACUGGACCACCUGUACAGCUGCCUGUUUGGGACGUUCUUGUGUAACAGUGAACAGCAGAGGUUAAAGGAAGAGAUUCCCAAAAGGACAGUAUCAUUGUGGUCGUACAUUAACAGCCAGCUGGAGGACUUCACCAAUCCUCUGUAUGUGAACUACUCCAACCAUGUGCUGUUCCCUGUAGUCAGCCUGCGCCACCUGGAGCUUUGGGUUGGCUAUUACAUCCGCUGGAACCCGCGCAUGAGACCUCAGGAGCCUGUUCAUCAGCGCUACAAAGAGCUGCUGGCGAAGCGCGCCGAGCUACAGAAGAGAGUGGACGAGCUACAGAGAGAGGUGACCAAUCGCUCCGCUUCCUCUUCUGAGCGGGCUGGCUCCCCCACGCGCUCCAUCACUCCAGUGCAGACGUUUGUUUGACACAACUAGACCUUCAUUACAGUUAUAGAGGCUGAAUCCAUCUAGCGCAAAGCUGCCAUACAGAUGUAAGGAAAAGGCCACACCUGGCACAUUAAUGCACCAUCAUCAAAAGUCUGAUAAAGCAGAUUUUCUGUAUUUGCAUCUCUGAGGUCUUGUAGAAUCUGCUUGUCGGGCUCAGACUGCCUGAGCACAGCCAUAUUGUUCUCUUCCUCUGCGGUUGAGAAGACAUGUAACCAGAAUACUGGGGACUGAUUUCCAUAUUGACCUACCUACAAUCAGUGUUGAUAGUCUUAAAAGUACACUAAAAUAAUACUAAGAUAAUAAGAUAAAAUAUAUAUAUAUAUAUAUAUAUAUAUACAUAUAUAUGUAUGUGUAUAUAUAUAUAUAUAUAUAUAUAUAUAUAUACAUACAUACAUAUAUAUAUAUGUAUGUGUAUAUACACACAUACAUAUAUAUAUCUGCCUUAUACAUGUCACAGGAUUCUGUUUCUCUACACUGCAAAUAUUUCUUAGGUAAUGCUUUGUUGAGCUGAUGCAAUUGCAAAAACGUACAAUACUGCAAAUACUAUUUUAAGGUUAAAACUCUAACAUCAACUAAAAUGCUUUGGAGUUUUACUAAAUGUUUUAUUUGGAGCUAAAGAGCUGUACUGUUAGCAUCUCCUAAUAUAAUACAAAAAAAUAGUCAUAGAGAUCAUUAAAAAGGUCGGGUUGUUUUCACAAGUUGGUGCUUUUAGAUUGUGACCAAAUAUCUCUUUUUACAUAGUUAGUGUCUUAUAUUACAUUCCUGUCAUUGAGUGAUUUGAGUUUUGUUUGUUUCAUCAAGCUAAUUAGCAUUAUUUAUUAUUCUUUACUUCAUACUAUUUAAAGCUCACAAACACGCUAAGUCAUGCUGCAAAGUGAUUACAGAUGUUCCCAUUCAAUGUUAAGAAGAUGCACAGAAUAUGCAAUAGUUAAUGCCAGUUAACAAUCCUUUACUCAAACUGUGUGACCAUUUCUUGCAGAUUCUUUUUUUAGGGCUUCCAUCAGAAAGUGUAACAUUUAAUAAUUUGCUACUGUUAUUUUUUUAGUUUGAUAAAUCUUGAUGAGUGCCUUGCUCUGAAUGACUGGGAGAGUAAUAAGAGAAAUAGUCUUGAAUGUUUUUUCUCGCCAAGGUGAAACGCUAAAACACAGACAGUGUUGGUCUGCCUUGCCACUGUGUGUAUGUGCAUACUUGCAAUAAACACAAACACAUUUAUGGA